This is a messenger RNA of Manis pentadactyla (Chinese pangolin), 4093 nucleotides long. It is a transcript of the gene LASP1, whose product is annotated as LIM and SH3 protein 1. The coding region runs from base 464 to 1162 and encodes 232 amino acids. The transcript is spliced from 8 exons. Gene Ontology annotation, molecular function: actin filament binding. NCBI's taxonomy places the organism in Eukaryota, Metazoa, Chordata, Mammalia, Pholidota, Manidae. The record is from RefSeq and is a predicted model, not a curated record. Gene Ontology annotation, cellular component: focal adhesion.
CCAACUCCACCCUCGAUGUGUGCGAGGGGUUUGCCAACCUCCCCAAAAGUGCGGCCAGACAGGCUCUGCGCUGCCUCCAGCGCGGGAAGGGCCCUGGGAGAGCGCGGGGGAGUAAGGGGCGCCGCGGGCCAGCAGAACUCACCUUGGCGCGCACCCUGAGCCCCGCAGCACUUCCCCAGAACCGCCCUCGCGCAAACCCACGUCGCCCAGGGAGCGCGCUUCGCUGCUCGCGCUCCUGCUCGCGCCCGCGGCGCGUCCCCGCCCGGUGCAGCCCCUCCUCCCCGCUGUGUUUAUUAGGGGAGGGAGGGCGGAGGCGGAGGCCAGUUCCCUAGCUCCAGCCGCCGUCGCCGCCGCCGACUGUGUAGUUGCAGCAGCCGCCGUCGCUGUCUUCCGCCAGCUCGCUCCGGGGAGAGAGGCAACGUGCACGAGCUCGGGCGUCCCCGCCCCAGCCUUUUCCGGAGCUAUGAAUCCCAACUGCGCCCGGUGCGGCAAGAUCGUGUACCCCACGGAGAAGGUGAACUGUCUGGAUAAGUACUGGCAUAAAGCAUGCUUCCACUGCGAGACCUGCAAGAUGACACUCAACAUGAAGAACUACAAGGGCUACGAGAAGACGCCCUACUGCAACGCACACUACCCCAAGCAGUCCUUCACCAUGGUGGCUGACACCCCGGAAAACCUCCGCCUCAAGCAACAGAGUGAGCUCCAGAGUCAGGUGCGCUAUAAGGAGGAGUUUGAGAAGAACAAGGGCAGAGGCUUCAGUGUGGUGGCAGACACACCUGAACUCCAGAGAAUCAAGAAGACCCAGGAUCAGAUCAGUAACAUAAAGUACCACGAGGAGUUUGAGAAGAGCCGCAUGGGCCCCAGUGGGGGCGAGGGCCUGGAGCCUGAGCGCCGAGACUCCCAGGAGAGCAGCAGCUACAGGCGGCCCCAGGAGCAGCAGCAGCCGCCUCAGCACAUCCCGACCAGCGUCCCGGGUUACCAGCAGCCCCAGCAGCAGGCAGCUCCAUCCUAUGGUGGCUACAAGGAGCCUGCAGUGCCAGUCUCCAUACAGCGCAGCGCCCCAGGCGGGGGCGGGUGGCCUGCAGCUGCGGCGGCGAGCCCGCAGGAGAACAGCUCAUGGGGGAAGGAUGAACCUGACCAGCCGAGCAUCCUGCUUUGCUGACACACCGGUGGAUUUUUGCUUCUCGUCAUUAUUUCGGCUCCUGGUCUCCAGCCCAAGGAGAGGCUUCUUAUCAACAGCAGCAGUCCUGCUGCCCAGCAGACCUCUUCCAGAGCCUUCCGGAAAUGGUUAACCUCUGUCAAGCAAGGGGUUUUGUGAGCUCAGAGGCAAAGGCACUCAGCUGGGACAUCAGGAAUUCACGGGCAUGGCUGGCAGAUGCUGUGUGUUUGAGCUGUAGGUAGAGGGUGUUAAAAACACAGCACUGAAAUGUAGAUUCUUUAGUUACCAUGGAGAACUACUCAAAUAUUCACUUUGAUAGCCUUUCCUUAGGUGUAAAUGCAACUGCAUAUUAUGCUAAAAUAUGUUCUUUCCUUUCCCUUUCACAGGCAGAUGUUUCUGAGUUCAGGAGCACGUUGUGUAUCUUCAUCUGCAUAGUAGUCACUCAUCAGUCUUUAUAGAUUGCCUAGUCUGGGGCUGUGUGGUUUCCCUCGUCUCACUCUCUGGCCAGAAGGAACUUGUCAUUUGAGUGUUUAAGAUUUAUUGUUAUCUUUUCCAUUCCAUACCACUUUUGCCCAGCUUCUCUUUUAGGAAAAUGGUUAGAUAGUCCUCAUUCUUUGUGCCUGGCUGAAUUACAAAUCACUGAAACGAGAUGGCUAUAUUUAUCUUACUUGUUUAUUCAGGAAAAAAAUCUCUCUUACCCAAACUAAAUAUUUUUUAUAUUGUUGAAUAUUCCUUUUCUGGAAAAAAGCCCAUCUAUGUAUUUCUCUGUCCAAUUAGGUUUGAAGAAACCACCUUAUUUUGGGAUCCAGAGUAGAGUAGGGCUCCAAAUCUGUGGUAUCUAUUCCUGAAAAGUCCAUCAUAAUUUCUACUUUUGCUUUAACUUUCUAGUUUAAAAAUAAACAAGGAGUAAGAUUAACUUUAAUAGUUUUUAUUCUUAGCAUUGUGUUCAAAUUCCAUGCUUUAAAAGGAAAUAAAAUUGAGGCAGUAUAACAUAUGUCACAAUUAAAAUGGAAAACUUGCACUUUAAAAUUUUGGCCAAGGAAAAACUAGUUCUGGAGCUUUGUCCUGGCAACAAAUUAUGUGACCUUAAAUAAGUCAUUUAACUUACAGGGCUUCAGUGUAUUCUGACAAGUGAAAGGUUGGACUUUCCCAUUUUAAAAAUUCUGUAAUUCGAGGAUGCAUAAUCUUUGGUAACUACAACUUUGAGAACAGAAUUCCCAUGGAACAAACUCUUAAUAGUUUACCAGUUGUGAGCUUUUCUGCUCUACCCAAAUGAUGUUUUAUAAUAAUUCAUCCGCAAAACUCUUUUCUUGGCAUCAACAGCCACAUUGUGAGGAGAAAAUGACAAUGUUUAUUUACCCCAAACAUUUAUCACCAAUAAUUUGCCUAAGCUGUUCAGGGAAUAUUAAACAAGUACAAUACUUGUUUGGUAUGUAACAAAAAGAGGUAAUCUGACCAAUAUACUAAUGCAAGAAGCGGAGCUCUGAACAUUAAUACAUUCAUGGAUGAUCUUCAGUUAUCUGUAGAAUCUUUGAUAUGACAUUUCCCACUAAAAAUUUCCUCUGGUUCUUUGGUGUAACUUUGUGUUUCAAACUAAAAUUUUCUACUUAAGUCACCAUAGCAGCUCUUACCUUACCUAACAUAAUUAGGGCAAGUGUCAGUAUUUUGGAGGGAUCCAAGUUACACAGUUAAUUAUGGUGGCAUAGAUCUUCAUGGUAUGGUCUCUGACCAAGCGGGCUCUGAAGUCUUUUAUAAGGUUAAGGCUCUUCAGUCUGUACCCAUACAAAGUUGAAACAACUUACAAAUUCAGUGAAAACAAUCAGCUAAUUUCAGUUAUACACCAGUGAUAUUGUAUACAAUAUAAGGACAGAAAGGUCAAUAUUUUCAGUUACUUGUGAAAUAUUGUUUAAAAAAUAAUUACACUUUGGAAGAAACUUUAUUACUUUGUGCCUAUUUCAUGCUGUAAUAUGAGUUUAUAACAGAGUUCUAUUAUUGCGUUCAUCAUUUUGAUAACAUUUUUUUAAAACCACAUUUAAACUAUUUGUAUUUUGGCAUCCUAAAACAAAACACUGAAAAAAGUUAUUUCUGUAAUAUAAAGUUUUGUUAGUUUUACAAAUCUGUGUCAUUGGGCAAUCCUGUCCUAUAAAAUGAGGGCUGUACUUCACCCACAUCAAUGUAGUAAAAAUAACUCUAAAAUAAUUGUAGUUUACUUGAAAAAACUGUGGCAUAAUGCUAAGAUUACAUUAAUACCUGCUUUCUUGGUAAAAAAAAAAAGGGGUUUGUGUGGAAAAGUGAUGUUAUUUCACUUCAGGAGAAGACAGUAUAUUUUGGGAAACAGUUAAGUAAUGGAAUGAUAAUUCUUACUAAGUUAGAACCACCUAAGACUCACUAUUCUGGGUAUGUGGAAUCAAAUCCAACCUUUUUGAGUUUGAAACUUGGCAUGAUAUGAUUUAUGAAAUUUCAGAAAAUUUGUUUGCUUUUAAAAGGCUUAAAAGUAACAUUACUCAUACUUCAGAAUCUCUUUAAAGUAUCAUUUUGAUUUUAAAUUACUCAGAAAUAAUGGGAAUUUCCCUUAAUACACACUUAAGCAUAGUUGAAGUGGAAAAUAGUUUUGCUUCCUUUAUUUUAAACAAAUAUAAAGUCAUAUAUAAAGAUGGAAAUAGAAAAUCACUGACACAACUUGCAUUAUAGAUUCAAACAUGCAAAGGCAGAUAUAUUUAGAAAUACUUAAGAAAUGUUUUUUUCUUAGAAAGCCAUUUAAGAUCUUGUUAGUUAUGGGAAAGUACAGGUAAUCCACAAUACUUAAAUAUGUAUUUUGUUUUUUGAAGCUUAUGCUUAACUAUAAUUGCAACAUUUCUAUUUUAGCAGCAAUUGGUUGGGAAUUUGGUCUCUGGAUUAAAUAGCAGAAUAAUAAAGAAUACAAUCCUACUUACA